Dimorphilus gyrociliatus is the source of this 2144-nucleotide messenger RNA. Lineage: Eukaryota; Metazoa; Annelida; Polychaeta; Dinophilidae. The record is from the annotation of a GenBank genome assembly.
AUGUGACCUUACAGCUGUAUAGGACAAUAUACCGAAUAGUGAGAAGUAUCAAAUUAAAAAGCUGUGCUUAAGCAAAGAAGACACUUAGAACUUGAAUUUAUUUUGGCAGUUACUUAACGUCAGCAAUAAUGACUAACUUUAAAAGGAGAGCAAGUUUAUCUAGAUUAGUGAAAACUCCCGAAUGGGAAGAUGAAUACUUGACAGGCAACGUAGUCGCUUCUAAUCGUUGGUUCUUUGAGGUGUCAUGGGAAGUUGCCAACAAAGUUGGUGGCAUUUAUACUGUCAUAAAAACAAAAGCUAGUGUGACAGUUGAAGAAUUAGGCGAACAAUACUGUCUUAUAGGCCCAUAUAAUGAGAACAUCGUUAGACAAGAGGUGGAAAUACUUGACCCACCUUCGGAGAAUUUUGCUAAUACUAUUAAACAAAUGAAUGAACAUGGUAUCAAGGUCGUCUAUGGUAGAUGGUUGAUUGAAGGUUAUCCAAGAGUCAUUCUCUUUGACAUUGGAUCAGCUGCAUAUAAACUUGACCAAUGGAAAAACGAAAUUUGGGAAUGUAGCCACAUUGGAGUUCCGUGGCACGAUCAAGAAGGAAACAAUGCAAUUGUUUUUGGAUUUUUAACGGCUUGGUUCUUGUCUGAAUUUCAUAAGAGCUGCGAAGAUCCAGAAACUUAUAUUGUUGCCCAUUUUCACGAGUGGUUGGCAGGCAUCGGCUUAGUCGUUUGUCGAACUCGAAAAAUCCCUAUCGGAUUGGUUUUUACCACUCACGCUACUUUACUUGGGCGCUAUUUAUGUGCUGGAAAUGUCGACUUUUAUAAUACAAUUAAAGGGAAAAUCGAUAUUGACAAAGAGGCCGGUGACAGAGGCAUAUACCAUCGAUACUGUAUGGAAAGAGCUGCUGUUCACUGCACACAUGUUUUCACUACAGUAUCUGAUAUAACUGGUUUCGAAUCAGAGCACUUACUUCGUAGAAAACCUGAUAUCAUCACUCCGAACGGUCUGAAUGUCAAGAAAUUUAGUGCCAUCCACGAAUUUCAAAAUCUACACGCGCAAGCUAAAGAAAAAAUUAACGACUUUGUUCGUGCUGGUCGCUACGAAUUCGUUAAUAAAGGAGCCGAUAUGUUUAUAGAAUCAUUGGCCCGGCUGAACCAUCACAUGCAACAAAAGAAUGUGGAUAUAACAGUUAUAGCUUUUCUGAUAUUUCCGGCUCGCACAAACAACUUCAAUAUUGAGUCGUUACGAGGUCAAGCUAUAGCCAAGCAGUUAAAGGAAACCGUAAACGAGGUUCAAAGAAGCGUUGGCGCAAGAUUAUAUGAAAUAUGCUUAAGAGGAAAAAUUCCUAGCGAGAAAGACUUAUUGAACAAAGAAGAUCUGGUAAAAUUGAAGAGGGUUAUUUAUGCUUCACAGAGAUCCAAUCUUCCCCCUGUUUCUACUCAUAAUGUUGUAGACGAUAAUAACGACCCUGUUCUAAACGCCGUUAGACGAUGCCACCUAUUUAAUAACCAUCAUGAUAAAGUUAAAGUUAUCUUUCAUCCCGAAUUUCUAUCAUCAACAAAUCCUCUUUUUGGUUUGGAUUAUGAGGAAUUUGUUCGCGGUUGUCAUUUGGGUGUUUUUCCUUCUUAUUAUGAACCAUGGGGAUACACUCCAGCUGAGUGUACAUUGAUGGGUAUACCAAGUAUUACUACAAAUCUGUCAGGAUUCGGAUGCUUCAUGCAGAAUCAUAUAGAUGAUCCAAAAUCACAUGGAAUUUAUAUAGUUGAUAGGAGAUACUGCUCCCCCGAGGACUCAAUUAGACAAUUAUCGCAAUAUUUGUUUGAUUUCGCGAGAUUGAGCCGAAGGCAAAGAAUUAUUCAAAGAAACCGGACUGAACGUUUGUCGGAUUUACUAGAUUGGAAGACACUAGGAAUUUAUUAUCAACGAGCAAGAACAAUGGCUCUGGAAAAGGCUUACCCUGGAAAGAUUUUCGAUAAUUAUGAUGCACAGUCCGUUGGUGUGCUCUCUAGACCCGCGUCGGAGCCGCCUAGUCCGUCGCUAUCUAGAGCAUCUUCACCACCACAAUCUGAUAGAGAUAUAGACGAUGACGAGGAUGAAGAUGAUCACGAUAGUGAAGAAGAGAAAAGUGUUUUAAGUCAAUCGGACAGAUGUUAA